AGUGAUAUGUACAGAGUGAAACACUUCACCAACUAAUGGAAAAUUUUCGACUUAGCAUUAUUCUGUUUCAAAGUCUUAACUUUGCAUUCAAAGGCGUUGAAAAAUGGAGAAGGCACAGAUGCGAGUCCCCAGAAUUAAACUGGGUAGCCAGGGCUUAGAGGUUUCUAGGCUGGGAUUUGGAUGUGGAGGAUUAUCUGGAAUUUAUAAUGCUCCCCUUUCACAUGAAGAAGGGUGUUCAAUCAUUAAAGAAAUAUUCAAUAAGGGUGUCACCUUCUUCGAUACAUCGGAUCUUUAUGGAGAUAAUCAUGAUAACGAAAUCAUGGUUGGCAAGGCUUUAAAACAACUUCCCCGAGAACAAGUCCAGUUGGCUACAAAAUUUGGUGUUACUGUAUCUGAAGGGUUGGUUUUCGGGGUAAAGGGUACCCCUGAAUAUGUGCGAGAAUGCUGUGAAGCUAGUCUUAAGCGGCUUGAUGUGGACCACAUUGAUUUAUACUAUCAACACAGAGUUGAUACUUCAGUGCCAAUUGAAGACACUAUGGGAGAGCUCAAGCAGCUGGUAAAUGAAGGAAAGAUAAAAUAUAUUGGGUUGUCUGAGGCUAAUGCUGACACUAUAAGGAGAGCUCAUGCUGUUCAUCCUAUUACUGCUUUGCAAAUGGAGUAUUCCUUGUGGUCCCGUGACAUUGAAGAAGAAAUAAUUCCACUCUGCAGAGAACUUGGGAUAGGAAUUGUAGCAUAUAGCCCUCUUGGCCGUGGCUUUUUUGCAGGAAAGGCAGUGGUGGAGACGUUGCCUAGUCAGAGCCUUCUGACUAUGCAUCCCAGGUUCACUGGAGAAAAUUUGGAGAAGAACAAGCUUUUCUAUAAACGACUUGAUGACCUGGCUUCUAAGCAUGCAUGCACUCCUUCACAAUUAGCCUUAGCAUGGCUUCUCCAUCAGGGAAACGACUUAAUCCCCAUACCUGGGACUACUAAACUGAAGAACUUUGAAAACAACGUUGGAUCUCUGACUGUUAAGCUUACAGAUGAGGAUUUGAGGGAAAUUUCUGAAGCAGUUCCUGAUUAUGAAGUUGCUGGGACACGAGAGUAUGAUUGUUUAUUCUGGAACUCAAAUUUUUGAGUGUAUGGAGGUGCAGAAAUAAAUUAUGGAGGUGUAGAAAGAAACUGCCCGUGACCAAAUACUAUUCCAGGAUCAGGGCCGAUCCAAGGUGAUGAAUUACUUUUCGGCUGUUGCUUCCUGCACCACAUCAAAUUUCUCCUCCCACUCAAUCAAAAAGCUUCCUGGAAAAUGUUUUCGUAAAAGGAGGGGUUGAUUGAUUUCUGGCGAAAUUGUUUAUUUGUUUUUUCGGAAAAGAAAUUCUGGAGUUGAUAGGGUGUAGGAAGAAAAUGAUAGGGUACAGAAAGUAAUUGCCUUGCUUUUUUUUUACUUGAACAAAUACAGUAA
Messenger RNA from Vigna umbellata (rice bean), 1438 nucleotides. Lineage: Eukaryota; Viridiplantae; Streptophyta; Magnoliopsida; Fabales; Fabaceae. The record is from RefSeq and is a predicted model, not a curated record.